GUAACGUUCAUGUGUGUGUGACAAAAAUGGUGUCCUUUUACCAGCUGUCGUUCAUUUUGUAUUGAUAAAAAUCAACAUUAUUGUUGACUAAUUAUUUCUUAUUGUACGCUAUGGCGUCUGUACUCGAUUUAGUAAAACAUUAUCAACAUGCCAUAGAAAAAUAUCCAAACGAUGAGCAGAAAGUUCUGAAGUCCAUCGACAAAUUGUUCGGGCUGGGAGUGACGGUGCAGCACCUGCAGGAGACGGGCGUGGGCCGCACCGUGAACGCGCUACGCAAGGAUCCGGGCACCGUGGGACAGGCCGCGCGAGCUCUCGUCAACAAAUGGAAAUGUAUGGUCGCAUCCGAGGAAAGCGACCAGGAAGCCGAUCAAAACAAUGACACCACUAACUACAAUGGCCAUGGAAAUGGAAAAGAUUCUGAUGACAGUGCUAAUCGGUCUAGAAGUAGGCAGAAUGAUGACUCGGAAAGAUCAUAUAAAUCUGAUGGAUCGCGGAUAAAUGGAAAUACGAGUGGAACCAAAAGGAAAUAUCACAGCAGUGAGGAAGAAGACUGUAGCACUAAAAAGUCCAAACAUUCAAGCUCCAGUGAGAGUAAUAGCCAGAAAAGAUCAGUUAAAGUCAAGCAGGAACCUUCCGAAAGUGAUGAUCAUCAUGAUUCUGAAGAUUCACAGAGCUCAGACAGUGAGAGUGAGAUGUCAGAUUCAUCAGGCGAUGAUAGAAAUCAUAGGAAUACUAACCAAAAGAUAAAAAUAGAACCUUCUGAAAAUCACAGAUCUGCAUCAACAAAUCAUUCUUUGCACAACCAUAAUGUGGAACCUAAAAAAGAAACAUCCUCAUCAAAAAAGUCUUCUGAUAAUGGCAGACAUUCUAAAAGUCAUAGUUCGGACUCAAGAAAUCCAUCUAGCAAAACCUCGUCUAGUGAGAAGUCACAGAGCUCACAUAAACAUACUAAAUCCAUGGACAAGGAAAGUAGUUUAGAGAAGAAACAUAAAUCUGAUCAUGGUGUUGAAAAAGAUAAGAAAAGAGAAGACAGCAAUAUGUCUAGUAAACAUAAGACUUCCUCUGAAAAACAUAGGAGUUCUUCUGAAAAGCAUAGUCAUUCUUCUGAAAAACAAAGAAGUUCCUCUGAAAGCCACAGGUCCAGCUCACAAAAAGAUAAGUCUGAUAGAAGUAAAGAAAAACAUGACAAGAAUGAGAAGCGUGAAAGUAAAUCUGAAAGACACUCCAGCCAGUCUCAUAAAUCAGACAAAGAAAAACAUAACUCGAGCAAGAGUUCCUCUGAUAAAGAAAUGCAAAAACACAAGUCAAGAGAAAGUAGUAGUAGUUCUAAGGAAAAGCAUAGUUUGUCUAGCACUGAAAAAAGUAAAGAUAAGAGUAGUUCUUCUAAAGAAAAAUCAAGUCAUAGCCAUAAGAGUGAGAAAAAGUCAUCACAUGAGAGUAAAUCCAAGAAUGACAGCAAAGAUAAAAACAAGGUUGAUGACAGGAGUAGUGAGAAAAAGUCUAAAGAUAAUUCAAGUUCCUCUUCGUCUUACAAAAGUGAGAAGUCAAGCAGUAAAGUGGCUGUACCAAAGACAAAACCACAAAUAAACAAUAUUGUGGAUAGUGAUGAUGGUAUUGAUUGUGGAUCAGGUGCCAGUUUUGCUGAAGCCUUGGGCAUGGCUAGUCCUGUGAAGCCAAAAAAGAAAACAGUUUCUUUAAAAGAAAUGUCUUCACCCAACACAUUUAAUAAUGAUCUAAGCCCAGCGGCGUUGCUCGCGCCGAGCGCGAAGCUAGCGCCGCUGCCGGCGCUGGAGAUCUCCGCGCUGCCUGAGAUCUCGCCCAACUACCGGCCGCGCCCGCCCCCCCGCCUCAUGCCGCACUUCACCGACGAAAACGCCAUGAGCCAAGUCAUAUCUUCAAAGAACCUAAGAACUAAAGUGUACUCCGGAAACAAAGUUAUAGGAAAAAUUCCCACACUUUACGAGCUCUGCGUCCAUGUCCUCCAAGAGCACAUAGAUGCACUCGAGUUCACCGGAGGCGUGCCAUACGAGAUACUGAAGCCCAUCGUCGACAAAGCCACACCGCAGCAGCUGUUCAUGCUGGAGUACCACAACCCCUACCUCACCGAGGACACCGACCAUUUGUGGAAGGGUUUCUGCGAGAAACACUUCCGUAACAAGAAAAGACAAGAGAUGGAAGCGUGGAGAGAGAUGUACAUGAGAUGCCAAGAGGAGCAGGAAGAUAAACUCAAGUCUCUAACAGCCAAUAUCAGAAUGACUCAAGAAGCCAAGAAGGCGCCCAUCAAGCAAACCAAGAUGGCGUAUGUGGAUUCCGUAGUGAAACCGCCGCGCAACAUUGCUAGGAAACAGGCGCAGCACGGCACGGCGUUCGCGGCGUCGGCGAGCCCGGCGGCGCGCGUGGCGGCGCUGGCGGCCGCGCCCAACGUGCUGCGCGGCGGCGCGCGCGCCGGGCCCGCGCCCGUGCUGCCGGCCGGCGCCGGCGCGCAGCUCAAGCCCAAGAAGGCGCCGCUCAUGGCCAAGGCGCUGCAGCUCAUGCGCGGCCGCAAGCGAUGAGCGCACCCGGGCCCGUCCGUGCUCGACUACGCUCCCGGCCGGGGGCCGAUCGACUUUUGGCGCUUCGCCGCGGUUCGUUCUUAAAACUGUAAUUUUGUAGGGUUCGUCUUCGACAAAAUAUAGUAAAACCCGUUUAAUACUGUGACUCUCGUGAUACGCGAUUUCGACCGGUCCCCGUGCCUUGUUUUAAUAUUACGCUUUCCCGCUUAAAACAUUUCGAGUGAUCCCUCCGUAGUGACUCUUAGGCGGGUUAUACUAUGUGUGAAUUGAUGUUAUGUUUUGGAGCAUAUUAUUUAUGGACUUUCCCCGAUGCGUAUUUAACAAGAAAAGUCGACCGUUCCUAAAACAUUAUGUCUAUUUAUUAUAAUUCUCGGUAAGUUUCGGAUUUUUUCUUUCGGCAUUCAUUUGUAAAAAUCCUUUGCAUCGCUGUGAACCAAAGAUUCAUUUAUUGUAUAGCAUGUAUAAAGGUCUAAGACCAAUUCGCGCUUCGAGUGAUACUACUGAUAUAGAUGGCACUGUACAGCCGCGUACAUUAUAGUGUAACUAUGGUUUUCAUAAAUUUUAGUUACAACCGAACAUAUAGCACCGUACAAUGGCCUCAUCUUCGGCCGUCAAAGUUAGGGCACGGUUUGUUCUUAGACUUUACACAUCUUAGGGUGGUAUUUGCGUCUCACAUUUUGUUUAAUGAGAGAGUGAGACGCAAUGCACAUUUGAUAAAAUAUUGGACAGGUGGAAUACCACCCUUAUACAAGCAAUGAAACUUUGCAAUCAAUUUUCUCCUUGCUGUUAAUGAAAAUUUCUUCUUAUAUAGCAGGAUGCUAUCUUCCUUCGAAUCUAAAGCUACUCUUAAACUAGCACACGGCGACCAUCCCGAUUAAAAAAAAACGAAUAAAAGAUGUAUGAUACAUAGAUAUAUGCAAGUUUCGCUCAUUUAUAGUUGCAAUUUGGACGCUCCACCCGUUUACAGGUUGUUGUACAAGGAACACCCAAUGCGACAUAUAAUAUUUUUUGUUAUUGGCAACUCUUCGGUGACUUCACCCUUGCAGAAUAUACUGCUGAACUUAACAUAUUAUUGAUUUAAAAAAAUUAUAAAUUGAAAAGGGUAAUUGUUGGCUCCGUCAGUCUGUUUCGAGUUAGCACUAUCUUCCUUCUUGUACGCGUCGAAUUAUUGUUCCUUAGUGAAACCAAAAAUAAGCAGUGUACAGCCAGCGUCGUAUAGUAGGUAGC
Messenger RNA from Cydia splendana, 3779 nucleotides. Its product is annotated as transcription elongation factor B polypeptide 3. The transcript is spliced from 10 exons. Bases 111 to 2552 code for a protein of 813 amino acids. The record is from RefSeq and is a predicted model, not a curated record. Gene Ontology annotation, biological process: transcription elongation by RNA polymerase II. Gene Ontology annotation, cellular component: elongin complex; nucleus. Lineage: Eukaryota; Metazoa; Arthropoda; Insecta; Lepidoptera; Tortricidae.